UGUACAGAAAUUUGUAAUGGACUGAUGGAGGAAGUGGCCAUUGCAGAAAGUGUGCAAUAAUUGAUGAUUGAUUGAUAGUUUAUUGUUGCAAGUAAACAACAAUGUCUGUAUUCCAAUAGUUCCAGUCCGCGGGUUUUGGGCGGCUUUUGGGAUGGGAUUGGGCGGGAACACUGACCACGACCUUCUUCUCUUGACCUGUGACGCUUUGUAUCACUUCUUAGGUCCUCCACCUCUCGUUCCUCCUUUCUUCUUAUUCACACACUUUCCUUUUCAGUAUUACAUAGCUUUCCUAACUGCAAUAAAGUCACUUAUUUUCACUAUUUCAAUUCAAUUCACUUACUCUGAUUCAAGACCAAGACCGAGACACGCACACACACACACACACACACACGCUCUUGGAAGCCGGACACCAAAACAAACGUUAUUUCAGGUGAAUUAAGGCGGAAUUAAGUGACCCAAGAGCAUUAUGACCGUCCAGGGAGGCAGUGAGCGGCGCCUCCCUUGACAGCACCGCCGGGGAGACGCAAAUAACCCUUGAGUGUGUCCUGCGAGGCUAAGAAGAGGGCGGGAGUUGAGGGACAGACAGCCAGGAAGGACACGGAGGAGGCAAUCAUUUCAGUAUCAUAUAGCCAGACUGUCAGCCGUUCAGCCAUGUUCCUGCAGAAGGCGUGUGUGGGUGACCUCCGGGGGGCCCAGCAGCUCCUUCGCCCCCUGGCCCGCCGCGCCCUCGCCUCCUCACCGCCGCUCACCGGGGAGACCAAGGCUGCAGAAGAGGAGGAGUUUCGUACCCUUGAGCUGACCAAGAAGAAGAUAGAGAAACGCUUCCAGAGAACGCGCAAGACACAGAACACUUUGCCUCCGAGAUACAAACAACAGAAGAUCGACCAGGACUGGGGUAGCGUAUGGCCCGCGGCAAGAUCCUUCCACCCGGCCACCGUGCCCUUCCCAGUUCGCCAGGGCUACCCCGCCUCCAACCAGCCCACGCCGGACAAAUGGGGCAAUGCGGAGCUCAUGAAGAUACCAAACUUCCUCCACCUGACACCCCCAGUCAUCCAGCGGCAGUGCCAGGCCUUGAAGA
Molecule: messenger RNA, 1078 nt
Organism: Eriocheir sinensis (Chinese mitten crab)
Lineage: Eukaryota; Metazoa; Arthropoda; Malacostraca; Decapoda; Varunidae
Product: 28S ribosomal protein S35, mitochondrial-like
Biological process (GO): mitochondrial translation
Cellular component (GO): mitochondrial small ribosomal subunit
Molecular function (GO): structural constituent of ribosome
Source: RefSeq, a predicted model, not a curated record